UAGGCGGGAGUGCAAGGUCGGAUAUCCAAGAAAUAACGUUCCUGCUGCUACAACUUCCUUCCAUGUCUCCUUUGACCCGUAACUAAGCUUUGUCGCUGCAGAAGUGGAUUGUUUGUUCCUCAAACCUUAAACAUCAGACCUACUGUAAUCUAAUCAGAUCUCCCUAAUCAAUUUACCAAAUCGAUGAAAACUCCAGGGAAUUCUAAUGACUCCGGUCAAAUCUGUCAGAACUUAAUCCAAACGUGUAGAAGGGACGUUCUCAGAAAACGAUUCAUAGUCCGAUGGGGCCUGCUAUUGUUUUUUAUAAUUUUAGUCGUUCAUUUACUUGGAAAAAGUGUUAUAAAACUUGAUAUAGAUUAUGAAGAUCCUACUCGUGAUAAAAUCAGUGCCGAUGCUAACACAGAAGGUGAUGAGGUCGUGUUUAAUCCUCGGAAGAACAAAGGAGUAAACGAAAAUCUAAAAAAUCUAGCUGACUUACAGCCCCGCAAAACGGAGGAACUACAAGAAGUGGCUGUUGCAGUGGAGCCUCAGUUAGUACAUGCGUUUACAGGCAAAACCAACUUACCACCAGUUUACUUGGACUUUGUGGAUAUGAAUCAACCGUGGGAUAAAAAGCUUGAGGAUUCAAUAAAGAGCGAAUGGAAGAUGAACAAGUACUUGAGCGACAGAACACCACUAAACCGCGACACAGAAGAUCUGAGGCACGCUACCUGUGGGGAGAGAACCUACCAGCACACUCUCCCUGCUGCUAGCAUCAUUCUGGUGUUCUACAACGAGGCUCUCAGUGUCUUGCUCAGGACUGCUUACACUGUGCUUAAGGAGUCAGACCCCAGGUUGGUUCACGAGAUCCUGCUCUAUGAUGACUGCAGUACAAUAGACGAACUUAAGAUUCCUUUAGAUAGACACAUUGCAAACUACCCCAAAAUCCGACUUGUAAGAGCAGUAGAACGAGGUGGUCUCGUCAAAGCCAGACUGUACGCGUCCAGAGCAGCUAGAGGAGAAGUCAUCCUCUUUCUAGACGCUCACUGUGAGCCGACACCCGGGUGGCUGGAACCCCUCCUGGAACCUAUUGCCAAGGAUAGAACCACAGUCACAGUUCCUAGUCUGGAUGAUAUCAACUGGGAGACGUUAAAGUACGCUGGAGCGGAGACAGUGUAUGUGAUAGGAGGGGUUAACUGGCUGAUGAACAUGUUGUGGGCUGCUAUCCCAAAGAGGGAGGAGAUGAGGAGACAGAAAGAGAUCCGUAUCCUAUUACGGGGAACUUGAACUGCCAGCAUGGCCGGGGGACUCUUUGCUAUGGACAGGCAAUAUUUCAAAGAACUGGGCGAAUACGACGAGGGUCUGGGUGUUUGGGGCGGUGAAAACAUGGAGCUUUCCUUUAAGAUCUGGAUGUGUGGUGGCUCAAUGAUAAUGGUACCUUGCUCAAAAGUGGGUCAUAUCUUCCGACCCUCCCACCCGUACGACUUCAUGGGCAACACCGGAGAGGUGGUCACUAGAAACUAUAUCAGAGUAGCUAGAGUUUGGUUUGAUGAGGAGCUGGACUUCUUUUUCAAGAUAAGACCACACUUCAAGGACAUAGACGUGGGAGAUAUUUCAGAGAGACUUGCUAUAAGAGAAAGGUUAAAGUGUAAGAGCUAUGCUUGGUUCAUUAAGACCAUUUACCCGGAGCUUCCACUGCAAAGAGAUUUGAUCGGAGCGGGUCAGUUUAGAAAUGAGAAUAACAGGUGUAUGGAUACACGGGGAGGUGACCUCCGAGGGGGAGGGGUCCUACAUCUGGGGCCAUGUCACGACAGGUCAGGGUAGGGACUCCAACUCUAACCGCUUCAUGAUGUUCACAAAAGACGAGAAAAUGAUGGGGCUCAACUUUUGCUGCGACAGUGGUUAUGCAGAAGGGCUGCAAUUUCACACCUGCCACAAUCAGGGCGGAGCUCAGGGAUUUCAGUAUAAUGCUGAUACCAAACAAAUCAGGCAGAACAAUGGGAAGUGUGUCACAGGAGAUGAACAAAAACAGUUGGUAACAACAGCAGAGUGUAGGCCGGAUGAUAAAUCCCAGAGAUGGGACUUUGAUUACAAAUAUUUUUAGGAGAUCAUUUUCAAUGUUAUUUUCAAUGUUAUUUUCAACGCCAAAUUACUGAUCAAAGAUAUUGUUCAAAAUCAAAUUUGAUCAUCACAA
Messenger RNA from Bolinopsis microptera, 2173 nucleotides. Its product is annotated as polypeptide N-acetylgalactosaminyltransferase 13-like. Gene Ontology annotation, biological process: protein O-linked glycosylation. The record is from RefSeq and is a predicted model, not a curated record. NCBI's taxonomy places the organism in Eukaryota, Metazoa, Ctenophora, Tentaculata, Lobata, Bolinopsidae. Gene Ontology annotation, cellular component: Golgi apparatus. Gene Ontology annotation, molecular function: polypeptide N-acetylgalactosaminyltransferase activity.